Messenger RNA from Mollisia scopiformis, 777 nucleotides. RefSeq lists its product as uncharacterized. The transcript has a single exon. The record is from RefSeq and is a predicted model, not a curated record. Bases 1 to 777 code for a protein of 258 amino acids. NCBI's taxonomy places the organism in Eukaryota, Fungi, Ascomycota, Leotiomycetes, Helotiales, Mollisiaceae.
AUGCCUUCCCUUCGAAGUCUCCUGCUCGGCUUCUCUGUUGCUGCUCUCGUAGCAUCAGACUGUACCCGUGAUACUCUCAAAACUUUCACGGACAGCCUCGUUGCCGCCCAAACAAAGGGCGACCCUACCGUCUUUGCCAAUGUCCCCUCUUACAGCGAAAACUUCAAGACCCUUACUCCCAAGACUGGAAUCCUGGCAACUCCUCUAGUCAUAGCCCACAAUCGCAGUAGCUACGACACCACCAACUGCUCCACCUACACCGAGCUCAUCAUCACGGAUCCAAAACAUCCUUACGUUCUUGGCACUCAGAUCCGAUACACUGCCGACGCAUCCAACAUCACGAAGAUGGAACUCCUUGUCACAGAAGCCGGCGACUGGCUCUUCAACGCUACUGGAACGUAUUACUGGGCCUCUAAAGAGUCUUGGGAUACGAUCUCCGUGGCGAAGCGCGAUACUCGUGCCGUGAUCCAAGCUGCUGCAGACGCUUAUCUCAAUAUUUUCAAAGACAAGAGUGUUGUGGUGCCGUGGGGAACUCCUUGUGAUCGAUUGGAAGGAGGAAGCUACACCGGGACUGGCAAAGCGACGGAUAGCUGCGAUGUCGGGAUCCCGAAUAAUUUGGAUUUGACGAGUAGGAGGUAUGUGAUUGAUGAGACGGUGGGUGCUGUUGAUGUUUUCUUGGCGUUUGGUGGCGUGAGUGGAAGGCCGGAUAGUCAUGAGUUUAGGAUAGAGAGUGGGAAGAUCCGGUAUGUGCAUACGUUGACGAACAUGAGAACAUGA